AUGACAACCACGGACAAAGGGCGACAGGCGAUGGACCCGACGCACGCAGAACCGAACCUCUUUGGCGAGAGAAGCAGUGGUCGUUGUUGUGACGGAAAAAACCGACCGCGGUUGGACUGGGUUGGUUUGGUUACUGCAGCUCCCGUCGACAUAAAAAUUACAGCAUUUACACUAUAUGCUCAAUUAUUAUUUAUUGAUAAUGCGUAA
This is a messenger RNA of Macrosiphum euphorbiae (potato aphid), 207 nucleotides long. The record is from the annotation of a GenBank genome assembly. Lineage: Eukaryota; Metazoa; Arthropoda; Insecta; Hemiptera; Aphididae.